Messenger RNA from Spinacia oleracea (spinach), 1412 nucleotides. RefSeq lists its product as uncharacterized. The record is from RefSeq and is a predicted model, not a curated record. The transcript has 3 exons. NCBI's taxonomy places the organism in Eukaryota, Viridiplantae, Streptophyta, Magnoliopsida, Caryophyllales, Amaranthaceae. Bases 184 to 984 code for a protein of 266 amino acids.
ACAACUUCAUUAAUCUCUACAAUCAUCAUCUCCUUCAUCUCUGCAUCUUUUUCCUCGAUCCUCCUCUUCCCGUAUAUACUAAACCCUUACAACAAAAGCAGAUACUCGGCGCCCUCCUCUACCAACCAACUCUCCUUCAAUUCUCGAUCGAUCGAUUGUACGUGUUGCAAGUUGAAGACGAAGAUGGCGGAAGUGGCAACACGUUUUGGUGAAAGUGAUGCCACAAGACAAAAGUUGAGGUUGUUAAAGCUUGCUGCAAAGAAACCUGCUUUCAAAUCCUCACAAAUACCUCAAUUUAAGAAUCCAUCAGCAGUUGAUGCCUACAAUAAGCGCAUAUGUCAAUUCUCAAAACAAGUGCCUAAACUCAACUGUGGCUUCGAAAAAUCAAACCAAAAAACGCCUGUCAUUGGUCAUAGGAAGCUUAACUCUAUUACUGGAUUGAAGCGUAGAGCUGAGGAAGUGUUAGAAGAAGAAAGAGGAUCUAAACCAAAGAGGUCGAAGAUGGACAGUGGUGCAAUACUACAUUGGAAGCCUGUUGAAAUGAAUUUCGAAAAGGAGCAUCACAAAGACAUUCAACUCUCCCCAUCAAAGAUGUUACGUGUGGCACAAUUGAAGAGUAGGUAUGCAGAAAUCAUACUCAAGGCCCAACGUUACACUUCGUUGCAACAGGGUGAUAAAACAAUUGGGCAAGUAGAAAAGGAGUCGGCUGCAAGAUUAAAUGAAGAAUCUAAAAUGAAAAGGAAAAGACAAGAAGCGAGGGAGGAAGCCAGGAUGGCAAUUAGAAAGAUGGAACGAUCAGUGAUAAAUGUUGAAGACAACUAUAAAGUUAUGAAAGAUCUUGAGGGUCUGAUGGGAACCUCAAAUUUAGUAGUAAAGUGCGAUGAUCGUAGGUCCCUUGCUACUAUAUGGAGUCAUGUAGACCGUCGUAUAAUCAGGACACCAUUGGAACGUCUGGGUUUAUUCAUCAAGGAUGAUUAUAACUGAAGAUGGAUCGAUCGAUAAGGAGCUCAAGGCAAUGUUGAUAAUCUGUAAGAUAAGUUUUGACAGCAUAUCCAAAUGGCUAAGUAAUGUAUAGAGACCAACUAGCUUUCAGUCUUUCAAACCUUGAAACAAGCACAAUAAAUAGAGCACAAUUGGCAAGAUCAUUACAACGUGUCUUUAAUUUGUAGUAUGAUACCAAAAUGAAUGGAAUUGUAAGUGGGGCUACUACUUUACUGUGUUAUCAUAUGUAGUUGGGAAAGCAAUAUGUUAGAUAAUGCCUUGAAUCGGUCAAGCCCCUUACGACAACGCCCCCGAACUUUACGGUAUCUGUUAUUUUGGACAUGGGUUAUCUGUUUUGGGCCUAUUUUCUGGGCUAUUCCGCAUCUGUCUAGAGAGUAUUAUAUAAACUCUUUAGGUCAUAACCUAGCAGU